UGUAAUGAGAUGUUUUUUUUUAAUCUGAAGUCGAAGGAACAGUCCUACGGUAGGCUUUCUUGUUAUCUGAAAUGCGAAUAAAGCGCGCGCUUUCGCUUUGGAUAACAAGCAUGCUACCCAUCCAUUAUAACCAAAUAAUCAUAUUCAAAAUUAACCAUGCAAACAGACCGAAGUAAUUAUUUGUCGGAGUAGGUCCUCUUGGGAAUUCAGAAAGCGUCAAUUACCUUAUGAGUCCGCAUUGUUCAAGAUCACUUUAGAAUCAUUUCACGCGCGUUCUUGUUUACAGAUCAAUCAGUGAUAUGCUUUAGAUUUUAGUGCAUUAUCAAAAAUACAUAAUUCAAUAUGCGGACUUUUACUGUACUCUUAAAGCACUCUACAGAGAUGCGUUUUUGCUCUCUUAUCGUGCGCGACGCCACCCAAGCCAGGUUUGACACUGCAGUCCGACCAAUCACCACUUAGACUAUUAUCAGGAGAUUUGAGUAAUACUCCCAGACUCUGGCAUAGUAACCGAUCUUUGUGAACCAGAAUGUAGACAACAAAACCGCGAGAACUACUGCGUGACUUGCCCAACCUGAGGAAGACCUUUUUACAUAGGCCAGCAAGUGAUGUUCUUAUAAGACACUUCUUCAGUAUGCCGUACCAACAAGACAGAUAUCUACCGCCAAUUGCCACGCCUAUCGUAUCGCGGUACCAGACUACCUAUGUAAAACAAGAUACGAGACCACCUGCUUCGUUUAAAAGUAGAAACGCCACCAACUUACCGCCCAUCAACUACUCGCAAUGCAGACGUAAAGUGGGAGAUAGUUUGUACAGCGAGACUUAUAAAGGGACAUUCGGCCCAUCUGCAUCCACCGCUAAGCCAGCUCCGUACGUCUUCCCGAGUAAAGGUCGAUUUGAGACGAGCGAGUAUCGGGCGAAUUACAUGAGGAGGAGCACUCUUCAAUUACCGCUACUACCCAGAUCAGCCACACGCAGAAACAACCCCCACCCGACCACCAUGAGGAACGCCUUCACCUUUCCACAAAGGGGUUAUUGGAUAUGGCCUCACUUGCUCAACCCCAUGUUCGUCAAUGAAAAUGACCCGAAUUCCGAUGGACAACCCGCUCGCCCUGAGCUGGAAAGAAGACGUGGUCCAUAUGACAUCUGGGAAAACGAGUAUGAUUGACAAACUGGCCACGCCUACUGGAGUUCAAGACGUUUGUAUGAACAUCCGAUAUCUCGAGAACUGUGUAGGUGCCAUGGUCACGUGAUUACCUACACAAGUAGAGUUAGAAGUGUAAAACGGCGCGAAAUAAUUAAAAGCCGGAGUAAGUUGCACGCACGGGUUUGUGAUCAUCAAGGGCUAGAUCGUUGAGGUACACCAGUUGUGACCAUCAAGGGCUAGAUCGUUGAGGUACACCAGUUGGCUCGUACAUAGAGUAAAACCGUCUGGUACAUGUAAGAUAGUAUAGAAUAUAAAGUGUGGCAAUAAAAUCUAAUUUUGAUUGCG
This is a messenger RNA of Nematostella vectensis (starlet sea anemone), 1489 nucleotides long. RefSeq lists its product as uncharacterized. NCBI's taxonomy places the organism in Eukaryota, Metazoa, Cnidaria, Anthozoa, Actiniaria, Edwardsiidae. The coding region runs from base 632 to 1165 and encodes 177 amino acids. The transcript has 6 exons. The record is from RefSeq and is a predicted model, not a curated record.